GGAAAACGAACGGUGAUGAAACCUUUCAGUGAAAUACAACGUAAAACACUUCCCCAAAAGAAUACUCUGCCAAAGCUUUCACCUGCCUAUAUUUUUUUUUUAGCGGAAUCACAAUAAUGACUGUUCAUUUGGUCGAUUUGUGCAUGAUUUAUACGCAGCGUGACAGACGUGUUGUUUUAAAAACCUCGGAUCUCGUUGAGUGAUAUUCUUACUCAUCAAUUUCUUUCCAUUAUCAGAAGUUUGAACAAGUGUGCAUGUAGCCCUUACCACUCUCUUCAGUGUUUCGAAUGGCAAAGUUGUGCCAAACCACCGUCAACCCACAACGCACCGACUACACCAAAAUCGAACAGUUGGACAGUGGUCAUGAGUUGAGGAAUAAUAUUUGUGAUCUUAUAAUUGUGUUUCUGCAACUUUGACGGCAUUUCAUUCUGUUUGAAAACGUUAUGAGAUACGGAUUCUUUACUGAGAGGUUGUUUUAACGGAGGGAUAUGGCUGCAUUUUGGAAUAACACAAUGAUUCUUCUACCAUGUUUACAUCUUAUCUAUGUAUUUCUUACUGUUGACCAGGUCUUUUCCUCACCAGGUUCAAAACUGGUCUGCGAACGCGAGGGCGAAGAAGUCACACCGUCAAUAUUAAAAGGAAAUCCUUGUAUUAGCUGUUUUUGUAGGAAUAAAGAGGUAGUAUGUAGAAGGGAAGUUUGUGAAGAUCUUGUAGAUUGUGCAUUAGUAAUAACGACGCUAGGAGUCGACUGCUGCGAAAAAUGCAAAGGUUGUCGGUAUAACGGUGAUAUUUAUAAUAGCGGUGAUACAUGGACUGCUCACGAUGACCCGUGUAGGACAUUUCAAUGCCGGGAGGGCGUUAUAACAGCAUCCGUCACGCAGUGUGAACCAAUCGACUGUCCUUUCGGCUCUCAAGUGUUGCCUGGGCAAUGCUGUCCUUCAUGUACAGGUUGCUUUGUAGAUGGAAGACUACGAGCCGAUGGUGAGAAGUUUUCCCGAGAUUCCGAUCCUUGCACGGAAUGCGUCUGUGAAAAUGGAAGAGUCACGUGUUCUAAACAAACUUGCCCCGUCCUUUCUUGCCCCGAAUACCAAGUCGAAACACCAGAGGGAAAAUGCUGCCCAAAAUGUGUCGCUCAACGGAAAGUGUUUGAUCUCGGAGACAGGUGUCUCUUCCGAAACAAUAUCUUUGACGCAGGACAGACCGUCUUCAAAGACAAGUGCACCAAGUGCGUUUGUUUGGAGUCAACAGUUAUGUGUCAUAGAGAAACCUGUCCGUCAGCAUUAAACUGUCCGUCGGGCAAUGUUGUACAGGGAGAGGACGACUGCUGUCCUCGCUGCGAACCUUUAGUGUGUGACGUCAACGGGACCAAAUAUCAGGAUGGUGACGUGUGGCAUCAAUCUGUGUGUGAAUCCUGCAGCUGUAACAACGGACUUGUACGAUGCAGAGUGGAAGAGUGUCGUUUGGAUCUUGAGUGUGAAACGAAUUUUGAACUGAAGACGCUCGAAGGAGAUUGCUGUCCACAGUGCAUAGAAAAAAAUGGAGUAUGCACAGUAUUCGGCGAUCCACACUACCGCUCUUUCGAUGGCCGACUCUUCAAUUUCCAGGGCCGUUGCAAGUACCUUCUGGCAGCCGACUGCAGUACCAAUGACUUCCGGGUCAGGGUUCGCAACGAUGGCCGCAACACCAAAUCCUUCUCCUGGACAAAGACGGUGUUUCUGACCCUUGGAAAACACUCAAUCACUCUGCUUCAAGACUAUGUCGUCCGUGUCAACAGGGAGACUAUUACAGUUCCUUAUAGCAUCGACACAGCGUUUAGGAUAUACAAAGAUAGUUAUAACGUCAUAGUAGAAACAAAUAUAGGUAUAAUUCUAUCGUGGGACGGGGACAGUUUUGUGGAAUUGUCGGUGCCGCCCCAGUACAAAAGCAAGAUGUGUGGUUUGUGUGGUAACUACAACGGGGACCGUCACGAUGAUUUAAGAACUCUCAAAGGCGAGUUUACGAACGAUGUAAGAACGUUUGGAGAAUCGUGGAGAGUCGGCGGAAAUAAAUUUUGUGAUAGGACAGUGACGAAAGCGUUAAAGUAUUCUUGCUGGGACGACAGCGUUGCAAGAAGACGGGCGCAGAGGGCGUGCCGGACUAUCAAGUCGAAGAAAUUUCAACCCUGUCACGAUGUCGUCGAUUUAUGGGUUUAUUAUAGGUCUUGUUUAACAGAUAUGUGUGAAUGUCAGGAAGACAGACUAUGUUCGUGUGAGGCAGAAUCAGCUUACAUCCGGGAAUGCCGUAGACAGGGCGUUGAACUCAACUAUACCCAGAAUGCAUUGUGUUCAGAUAUGUCAUGAUAGAGAAUACGUACUAUGCUGCUCAGUCUGUAUCUGCAUUGGUAGCUGCUGAAGGGAGUUCGAACCACGACCUUCCACUGGAAACAUGCAAAGUGUCAAACCUCAAGGUCGUGUGAGUCUGUCGAAGUCAAUUGUGAUCUGUGACGAAAGCUGCAUAGCGCCAUCUACUGAGCGUCUUAGAGCAGAAAAAUCGCCUGGUCCUGCAUGCAGCGGAGCUUAUAGUCAUCACGAGCUUCAUUUGAACUUCCCACUUAUAGGUCCAUGCUCUGACCAAUCCGGUUGCUGCGAAGAUACUGCGAUACUAAUAAGAGUAAUGACCGUAGAAACUGCGUUCAAAUCGCUCCGUCCAUGUACUCUUCACAUUAAUGUCGUAAUGCAGUCCCUUUGAAUGACAGAAGGAACUGAUUAUCUCACAAUAUUACAUUAGUAUUUUCUUAAUCUAAGCUGUUCAAUAUAAUUUCUUUUUAUUUUCAACGAUGAUAUUUACAAAUUGACACAUACAGUGAAUAGAAAUGAUGGAAUCAUAACCAUAGGAAUUGGAAAACACAAAUUGUUUAGAAAUAUUCCUUUUCACUUUUGAUUAUAAACAUACCACUAAUUUCAUGUUUUAUGAUUAACAUAAUUAAGAUGACUUGGCGGAAUUAAAUUUCUACUUGAAGUUAUUAUUUAUGUGGAUAUUAUUGGGGCGCCAUUAAUAUACGACAUCAUCAUGCAACAUUUGGUCAUGUUGGUGAUUUUAAUACUGUUGUAGGCUACGGGUAUUAUUUAUUUACCAAAAUCACUUUAAUUUUCCAAUAUCCGCAAAUUUGAGCGUGAUCAGGGAAAUAUGAUUGCAGGAAUAUAUUAUUUUUUUCUCAUUAUAGCAAGGGAAUGUUAUGUUAAUUGCAUGUUCUUUGAUUUAUAGCAAAAGAAAAUAGUUCAAACAGUUUCCACACCCUUGUUUCUCCUUUUGGGUGAGAUCAAGACUUUGAUAUAUAUCUUUCAAAUUUGUAUUAUGUCGGAGUAUAAAUACAUAGGCCUAAUAAUCAAUAAUUAUUACAUUAUACUUUUCCCCUAUCAUGAAAGGAUGAUUUAUUUUGUGAUUACUCUUUGAUCUAUUGAACUAACACAAUAAAUAAUUCAUUUUUGUAUAACGAAUAAUGACAACGUGCCAGAUAUGUGCAAUAUGAUAUUUUCCAUUGGUUAUAAAGUCGAGAAUAUUACAUACCGUCAUUGUAUUGCAGAAAUUUGAGGAGGUUUAUUUGUCAUAUUUUCUUAAAAUGUAGGCGUACAUUUGCUGGAACUAAAUUUGCUCCGAAAGUAAACUCGGUAUCGAAUAGGGUGCACGGAAUUAAUCAUUAUUUUUUUCGUUCGUCAAGGGGUUCGUUUUCAUCGUUUGAUUAAUAACACUCUUUGAACCUUCUCUUACAAACUUUCUCCGAACACCAUUUAACACCAUUCAAUCGACAUGCCAUAGGUCAGGUGGUUUCCUGUUUCGUUUGGAAAAAAAUGGUAAUGAAUUAUGAAUAAAAUUUCGUCAUUACUUUUGUUUAUAGUCUCAAUGUAGAGUCUCAUGUAAAGUAGAUUAUAUAUGUUGUGCUAUUUCAUGACGCUUCUCAGAAGUUUGCGUCAAAAUGAAAACAACAGAAAAUCAAAUUAUUUACUUUAGCUAUGAUUCAGUAUUGUACUUUCUAUGAGAGAUGUUUGUCAGAAAUUGCAUUAUUCCGAUGGUGCUAAAGAUGACAUAAUUACCUACUGUAUUAUAUACAAGUAAAGCGUAGUUUAGUUUCGUCUGUGUUUCGAGGUAUUGAGAGAGUACAAAAUAUUUAUUUCGGCUAUGUCGACAGUAAAAAAUGAAAUUAGUUUCAUUAUGGUGGUAUAGUUUUUGUCAUUAAUCUGUAUGUACAAAGCAAAUUUUUUAUGAACCUACCUCUUCUACCAAUCUUGUAAAUAUCUUAUUAUCCCCAUUUUCCUAAGUCAAGUAAUUGGUAUAUUAUGUAUAACAUAGAUAUGUAUAUCUGAAUUUUACAGUUUGGCUUUCAUGUUGAUGACGUCACUGAGGUCAGAGUUGAAUGCGACUUUGGACUUUGUUACGUGAACUUGUUUCAUGUGGAGCAUGGAUGGGAAGUUGAAUACUCGAUAUGUUAUUUUUGUGAAUUGUACAUUUUCACUAGUUAAAACUAUUGGUCUUCUUUAUAUAUUUUUCUGUCUCCUGUUUCGGGGAGUCGAAAAACUGGAAAGGAUUUAAGAAAAGUCCAUAAUUUUUGUUUGUAAUUCGUAAUUAUGUUAAGACCAAUUUACCUACGCAAAUCACUCAUACCCACAUAUUUUGUCAUUAUCAUUCUAAAUUAGGUCAUCAUGGUCAUGGCAUAUCUAAUUUUUAAUAUGAAUUCUAAUUUAUUAUUGAAACGAUUAGAUUCUGUAGCUGUACAUUCCCUGUCCAAUCGUGAUUGCUUCCUUGUUGCGGAAGGGAAAAGUAAGGCGUCUUUAUAAAAUCAGUUGAUAAAAUUAAACCUACAAAAAAAAUACGAAAAAGAUUCCCCAUUGGUUGUACGAUCUUUUUGUUUUGUGGCAAAGAGUACAUGGCAUUACUCCAUUUGCAAUGUCUUUAUCAAAGUGACAUUAUAGUAAGGUUGUUAAUGUAUUCUAAUGAAAAUGCCCAUGAGAUUAUAAAUGAGCCCGGAGGAAAUAGCACGACAGUAUUCUUUGCAAUAUGUACCAUAAUGAUCAAAGAUAUUAAUGCUAAUUUGAAAUAGUUUAAUGCCAUCUAUGAUGAAUCUAAUAUUUCAUGCCAAAUUUAUUUUUAACUAUGUCAACAAUGUAAUCACGUGGUACAAUCGAGUAUUUCUUUGCCUCGAUGGGUAAAAGUAUAAGGACUAUGACGAUCUUAUUCUAUUUGGACAGGGGUGAUUAUUAUUUUCCAUGAAUAAUUAAGCAGUUUCAAUAUAUUUUGCUUCGGUAAAGUCAUAAAUAUGUAUCAUCAUGAAUUACAUACUCAUUUAUGGCAGUAUAGAUUUAAGUUAGGAAGUUUGUGAAUUAUGACGGGAGCUUGGAUGAUGGUUGCGCGGAGAACUAAACAAAUCCACGCUACCACACAUUGUGUUUCUCGUUUUUCAUGCUAUCAUUCAGAAAAAAAAUAGCGUCUGAUUUGUGAAGAGGAUGAGAGUUUACCACUACGCUCCGUAUUGCUGUCUCUAUAUCAGGACUGUUAUAAAUCGUAGACUCCCAAGUUUGGUUCUGAAGAUGUACACUGUUAUUCGAAAUGUAUGGUGCGAGACAUUUUCAUUUUACAUCACAAUCAUGACAAAAACGCGAUAUUUGUACUUUGUCAUUUCCAUUCUGUUUCUUAGUGCUUAUAAGUAUUCAUCAAAUAAAUCUCUAUUCAAUUAUUUAUUCAUUUCACUUUCAAUUGAUAUUUGUAUCCGUAGCAUGCGUAUGGAAGCAUUUCAAAUGCGUUGAGUAUUAUAUUUAUGUGAUGUAGCAUAAUACUCGAUUCAAUCAAGAGGGUUCGAUUUGAUUUAUUUCAUUCGGGUAUGUACCUCUGUUGUUAGAAAUGCACAUAUUAUUGUAUAUUGCGUUGGGCUGAUUUUUUUCGAUGUAAAUUGAAAAAGUAUUAUUAUCUUGACAGUGUUUCAUUUCUCUGAUCCUGACAGUUGUAAUAUAUUGAUGAUGUAUACAUUAAAGAUUAUUUUAAUAUAA
Messenger RNA from Lytechinus pictus (painted urchin), 6017 nucleotides. RefSeq names its product BMP-binding endothelial regulator protein-like. The record is from RefSeq and is a predicted model, not a curated record. NCBI's taxonomy places the organism in Eukaryota, Metazoa, Echinodermata, Echinoidea, Temnopleuroida, Toxopneustidae. Gene Ontology annotation, cellular component: extracellular region. Gene Ontology annotation, molecular function: protein binding. The transcript has 15 exons. The coding region runs from base 489 to 2339 and encodes 616 amino acids.